Molecule: messenger RNA, 1839 nt
Organism: Triplophysa rosa
Lineage: Eukaryota; Metazoa; Chordata; Actinopteri; Cypriniformes; Nemacheilidae
Source: the annotation of a RefSeq genome assembly
AUGCACACAAUAACCAUAAUUCUAUCAUCCUCACUAAUUCUAGUUGUUACAACUCUCAUCUGUCCCCUAUUAAUUACACUCAAUAAUCCAUCUAAAAAUCAAAAUUGGGCCACCACAUAUGUUAAAACUGCUGUAAGCACUGCAUUCUUUAUCAGUCUUAUACCACUUAUAUUAUUUCUAGACCAAGGAACUGAAACUAUCAUUACUAAUUGACACUGAAUAAAUACAACCCUUUUUGACGUUAAUAUUAGCUUUAAAUUUGAUCACUACUCCAUUAUUUUUACACCUAUUGCCCUCUACGUAACCUGAUCCAUUCUAGAAUUCGCAUCCUGAUACAUACACUCAGACCCAAAUAUAAACCGAUUCUUCAAAUAUUUACUACUCUUUCUGGUAGCUAUAAUUAUUCUUGUAACCGCCAACAACCUAUUUCAACUCUUUAUCGGAUGAGAAGGAGUAGGCAUUAUAUCAUUUCUCCUAAUUGGCUGGUGAUAUGGACGAGCUGAUGCCAACACAGCAGCCCUACAAGCCGUCCUAUAUAAUCGAGUUGGAGAUAUCGGACUAAUUAUAAGUAUAGCCUGAAUUGCAGUUAACCUAAACUCAUGGGAAAUACAACAGAUCUUUGUAUUAUCAAAAACCUCAGAUAUAACACUUCCACUUAUUGGAUUAAUCCUAGCAGCAACUGGCAAAUCAGCCCAGUUCGGCUUACACCCAUGGCUACCAUCAGCCAUGGAGGGUCCCACGCCAGUCUCUGCCCUACUUCAUUCCAGCACUAUAGUUGUUGCUGGUAUUUUCUUGCUUAUUCGACUACACCCUAUUAUAGAAAAUAAUAACCUGGCAUUAACAACCUGCCUAUGUUUAGGAGCAUUAACCACAGUAUUCACAGCCACCUGCGCUUUAACACAAAAUGACAUUAAAAAAAUCGUAGCAUUUUCUACAUCCAGUCAACUAGGACUUAUAAUAGUUACAAUUGGCCUUAACCAACCUCAACUGGCGUUCCUGCACAUCUGUACCCACGCCUUUUUUAAAGCAAUAUUAUUUUUAUGCUCAGGUUCCAUUAUUCACAGCCUCAAUGAUGAACAAGAUAUCCGAAAAAUAGGAGGAUUACAAAACCUGCUACCCUUCACCUCAACUUGCCUCACCAUCGGCAGCCUAGCCCUAACAGGAACACCCUUUCUAGCAGGAUUCUUCUCAAAAGAUGCUAUUAUCGAAGCAAUAAAUACCUCCUACCUAAACGCCUGAGCCCUUACAUUAACACUUAUUGCCACAUCUUUCACUGCCGUUUACAGUUUCCGAAUAGUAUUCUUCGUAACUAUAGGCACCCCUCGAUUUACCGCCAUAUCCCCAAUUAACGAAAAUAAUUUAUUAGUAAUUAAUCCAAUUAAACGACUUGCCUGAGGAAGUAUUACUGCAGGACUUAUCAUCACAUCAAAUUUCCUAACCUACAAAACUCCAAUCAUAACUAUACCACUAACCCUAAAAAUAGCCGCUCUAAUAGUAACAAUUAUCGGCCUACUUACAGCCAUAGAACUAGCAGGACUAACCAGCAAACAAUUUAAAACUAAUCCAGCACCACCACUACAUCACUUUUCCAACAUACUAGGUUAUUUUCCAAUAACUGUUCAUCGACUAACCCCAAAACUAAACUUGGUGCUAGGACAAUCAAUUGCUACACAACUAGUAGAUCAAACCUGAUUUGAAGCUAUAGGACCAAAAGGAAUAUCCUACACCCAGAUUAAAAUAGCCAAAACUAUUAGUGACUCUCAACAAGGAAUAAUCAAGACUUACCUAACAAUCUUUUUAUUAUCAACAACCCUUGCCAUCUUAUUAUCAAUAAUUUAA